Peniophora sp. CBMAI 1063 is the source of this 2637-nucleotide messenger RNA. The record is from the annotation of a GenBank genome assembly. Lineage: Eukaryota; Fungi; Basidiomycota; Agaricomycetes; Russulales; Peniophoraceae.
AUGCCUUCGCCGAUCAAAGGACUGGGACUCGGCAUGGACGAACUCGAGCAGCUGGUAUCUUCGACGUUCAGAGACUUUGACCUUUACAACCCGGACCUCCAGCUCGAGCAGCUUCUCGCCCCUCCUUCCACUUUCGACGACCACGACCGGCCCCGGUCCGGCGCAGGGACUCCCGCCGUCGACCAUCCGCCCCGCCCGGCUUCCCGGCUCACGACCACGACCACGCUGCUCCGCAAAGUCAAGUCUCAUGCCUCUGCUUUCCUCACCUCGCGCGCGACGACUCCCAAACCGCCAAAGUCGCCCGCUCUUCCCCCGCGCGAGAGGACAAAGUCGGUGCCCAAACCCAUGUUUCCCUUCAGACGUGGAUCAGAACCCAAACCGCCUCUGCCGCCCGUUCCUCCCCUGCCGCGCACGCCCGCGGCCAGUCUUGACCAUGAACGCACCCAUCUGCCUUAUCCGACUCGGACAUAUACGCCCAUACCCGCGCCAGAUUCUCCAGCUUCUGGCUCUUCACUCGGAUCCCCUUCCAGAGCAAAGCGGCGCGGAGGGUUGCCUUCUGUUUUCGAGUCUGACAAUGGUACUGCUCGCGCCCUCUUCGUCAAUGUAUGCGAACCGCCCAGUCCUCCUCCCAAGUCUCCCCGCCAUAAUCAGGUGGACACAAAGCCACUGUUGAACAGGAUCGACACUGGGUCGUUUCAUGCUCAUCAGCUCCUCUCCGUGCACUCGCGGCACCCGGACAUCCUCUGGACUCCCGAGCUCACCAACGCAUCCCCAUCGCAGUCCUCCCCUGCUUCAUCGCAAUCAUCAGCGGCCUCCAACAAGCAGUCUCCUAUCACGCCGUCCAACGAAGAAAGCGUACUUUUCGACAACGACGAUCCCUUUCGCAAAGAGGAUCCACCGAACCAGCUACGCCUAUCUUCAGACGCCUCCCCUCCGCGUCCUCGGGCCCCGAGAUCAAAGUCUGCACCCAAGAUGCACAAGUCUGGUAUAAGACCGUCUCCAUCGCUGUCUUUACACCCAGCGCUCACGCUCGCCUCCGCCUCACCUGCGCACCUCCCGCACGAUCCCGCUGCCACUGUAAACUCGACACCGCGUGGUGCUCUAGUCUCGUCCGCGAACGGCUCCAGCCUCUUCUUACCCUUUCCGCUUCCGCCCGACGCAACGGAAGACGUGAUUAGCGUGCGUGUUGCUACGCCUGUCGGCAAUGCAUUCCCGCCUGCGCGACCGCCGCCAGUGCGUCCCCUUCCCAAAACGCCUCCUGGAAGCCCCUGGCGCCCAUCGCGACAGCCUCGCACUGCUCCCCCCACGCAAACGACAUUUGGCUUUCCGUCACCGAAGCGUAUCGGCGCGAAGGUCUCGUCCUCGCGGUCAACGAAGCGGUCUCUAUCGCGUUCGGGGUCUCGCGAAAAGUUGUCGGCACUUCGACAAGUGCAGGCAGCCUCCAAGUCGGUCGCUGUGCGCCCGUUGCCAUCCAGACCUCACUACUCAAAUACGCCGCCUUCGAAUUUCGAUGCAUUCCUGGCAUACGCCGCGCCCCGCGCUCAGCCGCAGGCGCCGAUCCUGCAGGCGCCCCCACUUGGACGCAGGCGUCGUCGGCCCAGCUCUCCCUUCCCUCUUCUGGAGUCGACACCCGCGGUGGGGCCGACGCACUCAUGCUCUUCCGCUGGAGAUGGGCGAGUGAUCUCUCUUGAACCGCAUCCGCGCCCACCGCGAGCUGCUCGACAGGAGGUACGAGCCGUCGUUGAUGCGAUGCUCGCUGGAGAUGUCUCUUUCACAAACCCGUGGGCUUCGCCCACGCUGAGCACGAGCGACAUGGAGUCUCAUCUGGACAUGCUCCCCGACUCCGAUCUCGAACCAGAUGCAUUUGCGGCCAGGAAUUGGAAGAAAUCGAGCGUGUCCAGCGCCUCUACCGUAUUCAGUACCCGCACGGCCUCCAGCACAGCAACACAAAGUACUGUCACCAAUGCGACCACAAUAUCGCCUUCUACGAGUCCUGACACGACGAGUCCUUACAUCGGUAUCGCACCUCUGCCGCUUGAUCACGAUAACGACCCUCUUGGCCUUGCUGCUCGUUCCACUGCGCCAUGGGCUCGCCCGCACAAGGUUCAAACGGCCAUUCUACUGCGCAAUAACCCGUCGGCUUCUUCUGGCGAGAACCCCUCGCUUGAGUGCCCUCGCCCAUCGCACGAGUCGGACGGCAAGUCGGAGACGUACUAUACAGCAGGAUCACGAUCAAGUUCGCCACGCCGGUCCGAGGCGGAUACAUCAGCGCCACAUCCUCUACCUCCCGUGUCCUAUGCGCACACUGCCGAUCUUACGGCUAUACGCCGGGCUCAGUCGCCCGUUCCCUUCCCGCGAAUGAUCCCGGCCCCUCUCACGGCCCCUGCGUACGUCGCGACCUUCGUCCAGGCGGAGUCUGCGCGUGAGCAUCCCCCGCCUAUGUUAUGUGUAACGGCGCCCUCGCCAUUUGCGAGUAAUGCCCCAGCCUCGCCCUCAGGCGGUCGCAAGCGGCGCAGCUUUCUGCCCUUGCCCGCCAUACCUAGGAUCGCUCCCUUGGACUUCGGUAUCCUUGGGCACAGCUCAGAACGUGAAGAUAGGCAAGGCCGCAAAGUUACCGGUAGCGGGUGGUUUGACUGA